This is a messenger RNA of Dinoponera quadriceps, 3863 nucleotides long. It is a transcript of the gene Atac3, whose product is annotated as GA-binding protein subunit beta-1. Gene Ontology annotation, cellular component: nucleus. Gene Ontology annotation, molecular function: protein binding; transcription cis-regulatory region binding. Gene Ontology annotation, biological process: positive regulation of transcription by RNA polymerase II. Lineage: Eukaryota; Metazoa; Arthropoda; Insecta; Hymenoptera; Formicidae. The transcript is spliced from 7 exons. The record is from RefSeq and is a predicted model, not a curated record. Bases 421 to 1968 code for a protein of 515 amino acids.
CUUCGUUCGGCCCGUGGACUGCACACGAUGUGGCUAGUUUUUUUGAGCACGAAACACAGGGCCUAUGGCAUGGGACUUCCGUUCGAUCAACAGGAACAGGAAGUUCCUCGCUACCCAAGACGGCGAAAUAAAAACAUCCUGUGGCGAUGCAAUUUGAUUUCGAGAAACUGGUAGAUCGCGCGUACCACGGGCUUUGUUGAGCCGAGCUUUGUGGGUUUUAAUCGUUGAUAAAAGAACUUGGUUAUUUUUAUAACCCACUUGCAAUUUCGGUGGUCCAAGGUCGAACGACAAAUACUAACGCCUCAAAACAAGUCGUGUGCUGAUGCCUCCAACCAUUCAGGAAAAAUCUGCUACUGCUAUUAUGGAUAAUCUCAUUUUAGAACUCAUCUACACGAAGAGAACUAAGCACAAGACACAAAGAUGCAAACUGAAAGCAUAUCUGCCCAUGAUAUUGAGGAUCUGGACCCAGAUGCUCUCAUACCGGUGGAGAUAUUCUCUUGUGUCACUCCUCGUUCAAGAUCCCAAGAGACAAUAUCGGUAGUAGAGCUCGGCAAGCAGCUAUUAGUUAGUGCAAAAACUGGAGAUAUUGAGACUGUUCGUGAACUUAUGAGUAGAGGUGCACCGUUUAGUACUGAUUGGCUUGGUACUAGUGCACUCCAUUUAGCUGCACAAUAUAAUCACAGGGAUAUUGCUGAGAUAUUACUCAGAGCUGGAAUGUCGAGAGAUGCUAAGACCAAGGUUGAUAGAACUCCGUUACAUAUGGCAGUAUACGAGGGCCACUGUCAAAUGGUACAGUUGCUAUUAUAUCAUGGAGCAGAUGUCGAUAGCAGAGACAUGUUGAAAAUGACUCCGUUACAUUGGGCGGUAGAACGUGAACAUGUAAGGAUAAUACAUACUUUAUUGGAGCAUGGAGCUGAUCCAGGGGCGAUUAGUAAAUUCGGCAAAACUCCUAUCAGCCUUGCAUUGGAGCACGAUAGAUUAGAUCUAGUGGAUAUAUUACAACAAGAAAGGGAAAUAGUAGGUAUUAAAGCUCACCAGCAAAGCGAAGCUAAUUCUGCAGAAUUGGAAGCAGCUACGCAUAAUUUAAUGCAAUUAGAGGCUGAUGAGAUAAAGAAUAAAUUGGAAUCGUUGGAGCAGCUAUCUUUGCCUAAACAAAAGCUUACCCAAGCUCAAAGUGAGGGAAAGCCAAAAAUGAUCUUUCAACAGAUUCGUGUAUCACCUAGUGGCAGUGAGCAAGAAAAGGAAAUGGAUGAUAUUGAAAUGAUCAAUAUAAACGAUACUAUAAACAGUAAAAAACAUAAAGACAUCUCGUCGAUAGGAAAUGUUAACAAACAAUUUAGACUGUUAGAAGCGCAUGGGAUCACGAUGAUACCUGUUGACGAUGAAUCAUCUAUAGUAGAAAAUGCAAUGGAAAGUGGAAGAACGGUGGUUUUAACAGAAGCUGGAAAACUCGCUUUAAAUUCAACUAGAGGUUCGUUUAAUAUAAGACGAAUUCAAGUUUCUCCCCGAAAAGGAACGGCAAGAAAAGUCAUAGCAAUUAAAGCGAAUCAAAUCGUAAGUCAAAAUAUACCUACCGUUACGUCACGGGCUCCAAAUAUCUUGAAAAGAUCUUCUAUAGAUAGCAAAGCUGGAAAAGUACUUCUUACAACGGUUCCUAAUACUACGACAGUACCAACUGUUAGUGAAUCCAGCAAUUCCUCCUUUUCAACAAGCGAGAAUAAAGCUGUGACUUCUACGAAGGUCGCUGAACCAAUAAUUUUAAAAUUAAACGAUGACAUAGAAGAAGUUACCGAAGAGGACAACCUAGAAGACUCUAAAGCAGUAACAGACAUUGCGAAAUUGACUAAGCAGUUAAUGGAGACACAAAGACAAGCAGCCGAAUAUUUUAAGCAAUACAAAAAAAAAGAGAGGGAAGUGGAAAUAUAUAAACAGCAAAUCAAGAACCUCACGGCGCAAAAACACAUCUAAACGAUUUUGUACAAGUAAGAGUUUUUUUUAUUCAGUUUCUUAAUUUGUAAAUCGAAUCUAUUUAUAUUGGAAGACGUUUUAUUUUAUUAUCGGGUUCUCGAAGAAUUUCAAUCGAAAUUUUCUCUUUAUAUCUCAAUUUAUUUUGUUUGCACAAAUAUCACGAGCUUCGUAAGAAUUUGCCAUAUUCGUAAUUCAUUGUAUACAACUUUACAACAAAUAGCUAUAAGAGACCGAAUGUUCCCUGUAAAAAACAUUUCCUUGUGAAACGUUCAUUACGCAAACUUGAUUUACAUUUCAUCAGUAGUUAUGAAUAAUUUCUUUUACCAUAUACGUGUAAAUAUAAAAGAUAUAUUAAUCAUAUGUGAAAUAUAUGAAAUGAAUUGAGUAAAAUUGAUAAGACAAAUCUACAGGAGCAAUAGAAACGAUAAAAUCAUAAUUUGACGAACUAAUUUAAAGAAUAAUGUAUAAAUAUAACAAUUAUUUUGUUUCCUGCAGAUGUGUCAUGUAAAAAUUAAUAAUUAAUCUGUUUUUCAAACUAAAAUUAUUAUAUAUAGCUAUCAGGUCAUACACAUGUUGAGCAAAAGUAAUUAAAUUUUUGAUUGGAUAAAAUUUCGGAUAAUUCUGUAGAAUUAUUUAGUAUAUGAUAUAUACUAAUCGUUCAACCCGACAUAUAUAUAUUGUGAGUAUUUACACAAAGUAUGUCUCGCUACUCCUCUCUUUGUAAUAGGUGUAAACGUAAAAAUUAAAUUUUGAUAUGAAAAUUUGAUAUGAAAAUUUUAAGCGGCAAUGACCAAAGUAAUUAAGGCUGCAAGAAAAAAAGAGAGAAAAAAAUGAUAACAGAUAAUUAUUUUACUUCAAUUAUAUUCUGUGUAGAUGAGGAUGUUGAUUGUGCCAGUUAUUUCAUGACACUUAUCAAACAUGUCAAUCAUUUCUAUAUUCUAUGACGGUCAUUAAAUAGCGAAUAGGAAAUAUGCGAAGUACAGUGCGGAGACUUGUACCGUUAAUAUUUAUAAACCAUUUACGGUCUAUUUUAUACAUAUUCUACUUUUAUAUCGCAAAUUAUGCUUCUACGACGACUGUUACGAUUGGUUACCAGACACCGAGAGAUAAGGAAUAUAUUCCGAGUUGUUGAAUCUAAUAUGAAGUCCAUGUAUAUAUUUAUACAUACAUAUAAACUUUUGGAGUUAUGAUCAAUAUCGCCAGAUUUGCAUAUUGUUACAUACAUACAUCAGACAUUCACGAUGUUCUGUACGCUUGUAAGUAGAACUUACAAUGUACGAUUUAGCCGAACUUCCGACGAUGUAUGAAACGCGCGUAAAAUAAAUUCGCGCGCUAUUCGAUGCGCUGCUGCGCAUUACUUCGUAUACUUCACACGUUUUAAAACGAAAUGGUUGCAUUCCAAAUAAAUUUCUCAGCAGCUACCUCACAACUACGAUUUCAACGCGAUAAUCGCGUCAGCUCUUGCGAAAAUGCAAGGGAAUCCAAAUUUUUUGUAUGUAAUUCUUUUAAUUAAUUAGUUCUUGGAACAACUGUUUGAUAACACGCAAUAGCUUUCAAGGCGCUAUCGAUCAGAAAUGCGAAAUGAUUUUACGUACAGCAGAUGUGAAGAGGAGAGUAGUUGAUGAGAUUUCAGGUACAAAAAAGAAACGACGAGUUGUUUAAAACGACACAAAGUUGUGGAAUGCAACGAGUUACGCUAGAUAAUAUAGGCUAAGACUUUUUUUUAGUAAUGUACAUUGUAAAUAUAACUUUAUACAUACGCCAAUAAAGAUUGUUGAUUACAAGUUAUGAAAAUAUCAGGAGUAAAGGCUGUGCGUAAAAGUACUUUGCGUCGAUAUUUGAUAUUGUGUCGAAGUUAUGAUCAGCAAUGUAAGCGUGAAUACUGCAAAAAUUAA